Messenger RNA from Xiphophorus hellerii (green swordtail), 4316 nucleotides. It is a transcript of the gene lrrc8c, whose product is annotated as leucine rich repeat containing 8 VRAC subunit C. The record is from RefSeq and is a predicted model, not a curated record. NCBI's taxonomy places the organism in Eukaryota, Metazoa, Chordata, Actinopteri, Cyprinodontiformes, Poeciliidae. Gene Ontology annotation, cellular component: cytoplasm. Gene Ontology annotation, molecular function: protein binding. Bases 151 to 2535 code for a protein of 794 amino acids. The transcript is spliced from 3 exons.
CCCACGCCCCUGCAGCUGACGGUCCAUGCCCGCGCGCUCUGUCGGGACCGGGGAUCCAGGAAGGCUCAUUGGUCAGCGGGGACAGAGGGAGCCCGAAGCGCGUGAGGAACACACUGCGCUGAAGCUCGUUCCCAGAGAAAAGCAGGCAUCAUGAUUCCUGUGAUGGAAUUCCGGCAGUUCUCUGAACAGCAGCCAGCGUUCAGAGUCCUGAAGCCAUGGUGGGAUGUGUUCACGGAGUACCUGUCUGUCGUCAUGCUGAUGAUUGGUGUGUUUGGAUGCACUCUGCAGGUAAUGCAAGACAAAAUCAUAUGCCUUCCUCACAAAGUAUCAUCUGGCUCAGAGAACAUUUGUGAAGUGAACAGGAGCAUCUUCCUACAUUUGCAGUCCAAUUUCUCAAAUGGAGAAAUGAGAGGGGUGAAAAAUAAUCUGGAUCUUCAGCAGUACAGUUUUAUCAAUCAGAUGUGUUAUGAGAAGGCUCUACAUUGGUAUGCCAAGUACUUUCCGUAUUUGGUUCUCAUCCACACACUGGUUUUCAUGGUGUGUAGCAAUUUCUGGUUUAAAUUCCCUGGCUCAAGUUCAAAAAUAGAGCAUUUCAUCUCAAUGCUCAGCAAGUGCUUUGACUCCCCAUGGACCACACGGGCAUUGUCUGAGGUGUCCGGAGAGAAUCCAGAGGAAAAAGACCAGAAAAAGAGCGGAACAUCUAGGUCCACUACUCCAUUGUCUCCUGAAGAAAGCAGUCUGGAGAAGACGCAGUCCCUCAGGUCUAUUCCGGAAAAGAUUGUGGUGGACAAGCCGUCAGCAAGUGUCCUUGAUAAAAAAGAGGGGGAGCAAGCCAAGGCUCUUUUUGAAAAGGUAAAGAAGUUUCGACUACACGUGGAAGAGGGAGAUAUUCUUUACCUUAUGUAUGUUCGUCAGACUGUGUUUAAGGUCCUGAAAUUUCUUGUGAUCAUUGCCUACAACAGCUUUCUAGUAAAUAAAGUGCAUAACAGAGUUUGUUGUGAAGUCAAGGAAAUUCAAGACGUUACAGGAUAUACGGUGUUUGAAUGUAAUCACACCAUGGCUCAUCUGUUUUCCAAGCUGUCUUACUGUUACCUGUUUUUGGUGGCUAUCUAUGGAUUAACAAGCCUCUACACUUCCUAUUGGCUGUUUUACCGCUCACUUAAAGAGUAUUCCUUUGAGUAUGUGCGUCACGAAACCGGCAUCAGUGACAUCCCAGAUGUUAAAAACGACUUUGCUUUCAUGUUGCACAUGAUUGAUCAGUAUGACCCGCUGUAUUCCAAGAGGUUUGCUGUUUUCCUCUCAGAAGUCAGUGAGAACAAGCUGAAACAGCUCAAUCUGAACCAUGAGUGGACCCCAGAUAAAUUGCGUCAGAGACUCCAGACAAACCAAAACAAUAGACUUGAACUUCAGCUCUUCAUGCUCCCUGGUUUACCCGAUACCGUCUUUGAGUUGACGGAGCUGCAGUCACUCAAGCUUGAGAUCAUCAACAAUGUCACCAUCCCUGCAUCAGUCUCUCAGCUGGAAGACCUCCAGGAGCUGUCUCUCUAUCAGUGCUCUUUGAAGCUGCACACAACUGCUACUUCUUUCCUGAAAGAGAACCUGAAAGUGCUUCGUGUCAAGUUUGACGACAAUAAGGAACUUCCGAAUUGGAUGUACGUUCUGCGGAACCUAGAAGAGCUCUACUUGUCCGGAUCCCUCGGUCCUGAUGCUUCAAAGAAUAUCGUUCUUGAGUCUCUUCGUGAGCUUAAGUGUCUGAAAACUCUCUAUCUUAAGAGCAAUUUGACCAAAAUCCCACAGUCAAUCGUGGACGUGUCAAGUCAUCUGCAGAGGCUGUACUUGCACAAUGAUGGAACAAAGCUUGUAAUGCUCAACAAUCUGAAAAAGAUGACGAGCCUGAUUGAGUUGGAGCUUGUGCGUUGUGAUCUUGAACGCAUUCCACAUGCAAUCUUCAGCCUGACAAGCCUACAGGAACUUGACCUGAAAGAAAACAACCUUCGCUCCAUUGAGGAGAUUGUCAGCUUCCAGCAUCUCCGAAAGCUCAUUUGUCUCAAGCUGUGGCACAACGGCAUCAUGUACAUCCCAGAGCAUAUCAAAAAGCUCAGCAGCCUGGAGCGUCUUUACUUCAGCCACAACAAGAUUGAAAUCUUACCCUCACAUCUAUUCUUGUGCAACAAGCUGCGCUACCUUGAUGUAUCCCACAAUGACAUCCGAUUCAUCCCUCCCGAAAUCGGAGUACUUCAGAGUCUGCAGUACUUCUCCGUCACAUGUAACAAACUUGAAAACCUUCCAGAUGAACUGUUCUUUUGCAAAAAGCUCAAAACAGUAAAGCUGGGCAAGAACUCACUGUCCAUCCUCUCACCAAAGAUUUCUUACCUCACUCUGCUGACUCACUUGGAGCUCAAAGGCAACCACUUUGAGUUCCUGCCACAAGAGCUGGGUUGCUGUAGUGCUUUGAAGCGUAGUGGCCUUAUAGUGGAAGAGACACUGUUUGAGACUCUGCCUUCAGAUGUAAGGGACCAAAUGAAGGCUGAGUGAGGUGCCUUUCUAUAGCCCCAGUGCCUGUUGUUUGCUCUAUCAAUUCAGAGCAUUUGUUUUAUAUGAAACCAUCCUAAACCCUAACUAUUACACUACUUGUAAGGAACAUAUAUUGCCGUAUUAGUGUGGCAGCUACAGGGAUUUUUCAGCCACCUGACAUGGAAAUAAGGGAAAAAUAAAUGUACUUCUUUUGCUGCAGUGGGAAAUGUAUGAAUAAUGUUGCUGUACAUUGAACAUUGAUUAGUCACUAAAAGGGCUUGUGGUUUGCAGGUCAAGCAAACCCUCUAGUGUCUUAUACUUGUGUUAUUCCGAUAUUUAUCUUCUGAUUUGUGUCAUUGACUGAAUUAUGUUGUUCUGCUAUUGUCAUGUCCACAUAUAGUUUUUGAUAAGGAAAUGUAAAUCUAAAAUGAAGAAAUAAUUUACUGCAAAUGGAGUAAAUGGAAGCUAGAAGUCCACAGUCCUUCAACUAUUUUGUAACUUUUGGAAAAUGAUUGUGUUCAAUUUAAGUAUUUUUCAGCGCUGGAUAAGUAUGGAAAAAGAAAGUUGAUGAAAACAAAUAUUUUAAGACAUUUUCUUUGUGCCAUGUUCUAGAUGAUAAAUAUCCAAACCAUUUUAUUGUUAAAUUUUAAGUAAAAGAUGCACAUCCAUCAACCUAUACGUUUGUCUAUUUAUUCAAAAAACCAUUCAUGCACCCAUCAGUCUCUUCAUUAGUUUUUCAACCCAUUCAUUCCUUUAACCAUGCAUAAACCCAUCAGUUAUAAUAUUCUUUCAUAGACUCAUUAUUCUAUCAAUAAUGAUACUUUGAACUGCAUAUUCGUCAACCUACAUGUCCGUCCAUUCAUUCAUCUACCUAUCAGUCAGGUCCGUCUGCCCUCUAUUGACCUUCAGUUUGUCCAUCUGUUGGAUUGUCCAUUUAUCAGUCUAUUACUCUAUCUGUCUGUCCAUAUAAUCAUUUCUACAUAUUCAUCUUGCUGUCCAUACGUUCAUCUAUCUGUCCAUUCACUGACCCUUAAAUACAUCCAACUUUCUCUCUGUCCAUCAAACCAUCCAUCCAUGAGUCAGUCUGUCCAUUCAUGGAAAAAAAACAAAACCUUUGGAAAUAUUGCAAAUUUGAAUUAAAGAUCUACAAGAGCCCUGGCAGCCUUACACCUUCAUAUGUAUGCAAUAUCCCAACCCCAUUUCCAGAAUGUUUUGCUAAUAAAAACCUACAUUUAACUUUUGUUAAAUUGAUCAUAUCAGCUACUAAUACUGAAUAACCACAGGACUUAAAGGUCACAUGAAUUUGUACAAAACAUUAAUUAAUGAUUAGAUAAAGUCUUUAUUUAUAAUACUUACACUUACACUUGCUUAGUGAUCUGUUGACUGCAUAACUUUCCAAAACAGUCUUAACUCUACGUUGUAUAGAUAUUUACCUUUUGCCUUCACCCUCUGAGUUUUUCCACUAGGUUUUUUUGGACUGAUUUGCUGGCAUCCAUUUCUAAAUGUAUUUAUGUUUUCUAUUGUGAAUAGAAAAAAAGGAGAUGAUUAAUAAAGGUUAAAGUGAAUUCCUUUGCUGUUGUCUCUGUUACAGCAAGACUAAAACGGCUUGAUAUUAAGAUAAUCCCAUUUUAGGUCAUUGUUGCUUUUCUGGAAAUGGGGUUGGUCUAUUACACAUCUUUCAAGAGACUUAUUUCACACUGAAGUAAAGCAAAGAAAAUGGCAGAAACUAGUCAGGACUUGGCUUCCCUUUUCUGCAAUGUAGAAAUUUGUCAUUUAAAGUGCAUUAAACUUGGCAAAUUACA